UGCGACCGGCAAAGCGAGAGAAUAGAAGACAAAGAAGAAAAAAAAAAUCCACUUGGCUCUCCUCCCCCAUUCCCUUCUUCUCACCGUUUCUCGCGAGGAAAAGAGAAAUCCCCAGAAAAUGUGUUGAGAAUUUUCUUCUCCGUAUUCGGAUGACGAAGAGAAAUUGGCGGGAAAUUAGAUGGAGAAUGAAAAUGUGCCGGGAUCGUUCGGCACGAGCGGCAGCUUCGCUCUUCGCUUGGGCCAAACCGUCUUCUCUUCCGCUUCGCUUCUCUUGUUGUGCUUCGACUACGGACUCUACGACUACACUGCUUUUUGCUAUUUAGUGACUGUAAUGGGACUGGUGACACCAUGGAGCAUGACUCUGGCAAUCUUCGAUUUUUACUCUCUACUCGUGAAACGCCUUCCUCCACAAGCAAGAGUGCUCUCCAUUGUCGUUGCUGGAGAUUUUGUUCUGUCCUUUCUAUCAUUAGGUGGUGCGAGUGCCGUGGCCAGCGUUACAGAUCUAUUGCUUGACGCAGGUGGGUCAUUCUGCCGGAAGAAGAUCUGCGGCCGAUACCAACUCUCAGCUGCAAUGGCGUUCCUGUCGUGGUUUCUGUCUUUUGCUUCGACCAUCUUCAAUCUCUGGAUUCUACCCUCGGCAUAUUCUUGAAGGGCUAAUUGCGCUGUACAGACGUAACAUGUACACACACACACACACGUGCAGGCUAAAUCAAUCAAAGGAGCUGGCGGAAAUAAGAGAUUGUGUUAAAUACGUCGGAAGUGUGGAAGGUUUUGGACUCAGGUAAGAACUGAAAGAAGGUUGUAGAUCUCAGUUUUGUUAUUUGUCUGAUAGAAAUAAAUUGUGGUUAAAAAAACACACACACACACAAGGCGAGAAGUGCUUUGUAUGGAAUAAUUGGAUUGAAAUGUAAAGGUUCCAAAUAUGUGAAUAAUUUACAUAAAGCAUAGAAUAUAUGUACUUGAUUUCGCA
Messenger RNA from Tarenaya hassleriana, 970 nucleotides. Its product is annotated as CASP-like protein ARALYDRAFT_485429. Lineage: Eukaryota; Viridiplantae; Streptophyta; Magnoliopsida; Brassicales; Cleomaceae. The record is from RefSeq and is a predicted model, not a curated record. The transcript has 3 exons. Bases 179 to 649 code for a protein of 156 amino acids. Gene Ontology annotation, cellular component: membrane.